This is a messenger RNA of Vicia villosa (hairy vetch), 570 nucleotides long. RefSeq lists its product as uncharacterized. NCBI's taxonomy places the organism in Eukaryota, Viridiplantae, Streptophyta, Magnoliopsida, Fabales, Fabaceae. The record is from RefSeq and is a predicted model, not a curated record. The coding region runs from base 1 to 570 and encodes 189 amino acids. The transcript has 2 exons.
AUGAUUGAACAUAUCAUCCUUCCUACGGAUGCAGAUGAGAAAGCUGCAUAUGAGAAGACCAAAGCCGACGAUCUCGCUCUUUGGAAGCGGCUUGAUGUAGUGGUCUUGGCUAUUUACCUUAAUAAGGAAUUUACCAACACAAACCUUAUUGACUUUUCAACGAAAAAUGCUUAUUGUAAUCGUCUUAAAAGUCUUGCCGAUCAACUAGCCAUUGUCGGGACUCCAGUCACUGAUCAUAGUAUGGUUCUGAAAAUGCUUCAAGGCUUGACAAAACAAUAUUCAAAAUUUUUCACCGUGAUGCAGAACAAGAAGACCUUACCUACCUUUGCUAUUGCUCGAUCCAAACUCGCAUUGGAAGAGACUACACUUUUGGAGCGAGCAAAGCAAGAUUCUGGUUCAACUUCCCUUGUUGCUAAUAAUUAUUCUUCUGAUGUUGGUUCCUCUUUCCAAACACCAUAUCAAAACAAUAAUACCAAAUAUCGUAAUAAAAAUAACGCCAACGGUGAUAACUACCAAGCUAGUGGAGGACGAAGCAACCACUGCUGUGGUAGUAAGACCGGUGGUGGAUAA